UAGUAUUGAAAUUGAUUUCUGGUAAACUCAAAAAAAUCUAUAAUCUAGAUUGAUCGGGACAGGGCACGAAACAAGAUCAUGAAGCUAUAUAUGAUCUGUGUAUUAAUUUUAAGCUUUGCUUGCCUUUUUUCCAAUGGUCAAAGCAAUAAAAUGCAAGAUGUCUACAACAAAGCUGAAAGAAUGAUUUCCAGUUUUAAAAUGCAGCUGGAAGAAUUAAAACAGACCUACAUAGAAAUGACAACACAGAAAGAGAAUCAAGAACUUCCAGCUGUGACUAAUCCCUCAUCCUGUCUAGCUGCCGGAAUUAACACAGAUGGCAUCCAUGUCAUCGAAGUGCCUGGUUUGGAGCCCUUUCCAGUUUUUUGCGACACCCGACUGGCGGGAUCUGGAUGGACUGUUAUCCAACGUCGUCGGGAUGGUAGUGAAAACUUCUAUCGCAGUUGGGAGGAGUAUAGCCAGGGAUUUGGGGACCUCAGCGGAGAAUUCUUUCUGGGUCUGGAGAAGCUACACUUCCUAACCACCGCGGAACCCUACGAGCUUUAUGUCUACUUGGAGGAUUUCGAUGGAGUAAUACAUGACGCUCGAUACGAUGAUUUUGCCAUUGGCAAUGCAAACGAGUCCUAUGCGUUAUCACUUUUGGGUAAAUACUCUGGAGACGCUGGGGAUUCCUUGAGGUACCACCAGGGAAUGCCCUUCUCCACGUUUGACCAUGAUACUUUGGGUCAUGGAUGUGCCAGGAUUUAUGUGGGUGGUUGGUGGUACGAUCAGUGUCAGAGAAGCAACCUUAAUGGCCAAUAUUUGGAAGGUGGCAAAUUCGAGCCCAAGCUCUCGGGUCGCGGGAUCACUUGGAUGAGCUGGCGUGGCUACGAUUAUGGCUACAAAUUCGCACAAAUGAUGAUCAGGCCCAAGUGCUCCAACAACCUAAAAAGGCAGCCCAACGCACAUUGAAUUCUACACCAAAGCCGAAAUCGUUUUAUUUCUUGAUAAACACUAUCAACAUUUUUGGCCUUUAUUUACA
Molecule: messenger RNA, 1018 nt
Organism: Drosophila subpulchrella
Lineage: Eukaryota; Metazoa; Arthropoda; Insecta; Diptera; Drosophilidae
Product: microfibril-associated glycoprotein 4
Exons: 4
Coding region: 79-948 (289 amino acids)
Source: RefSeq, a predicted model, not a curated record